GUACUUUUAGUACUUAUUAGAACGCGUACUGUAACGGAUGAACAAGCGGAAGAAGUGCGACUCGUGCGCGCAGUCAAAGUACCUACCAUAAUUAUUACAAUUCACAGUGUGUAUUAAGGCAUCCACUACAACUGUGAGCAGCGCUCAGCAGUGUCACUCGUGUGCAUAGUGUAAACAGAAGUGACGUGAAACGCGUUACGCAGCGAGAUUAACGCAAAGUGUGUGAAAGCGUAGGUGCAAAAGGAAGAGCGGUUUACCGUGGUGUUUUCGCAAAUCAUUUGCGUUUAAAUAACUUACAGAUUCUACAACACCACCAACAUCAUUUCCGGUUUAAAUACAGAUCAAGCAGCUUAUAGCUAUUCAAUUCUAUAUAAAAGAGGCAACAAUAAAUAUAAUAACAACAAGCUUUUGUACGAACGAAAACACUCGUGUAACGCCAAAAAGAGCGUAAACGAAGUUUAAAGCAGCAAAAAAGCACAACUUUUCAGAUUAGCACCUCACAACCGCUCAUUAUAUGCCGGAUCAAAAUCAGCACCACACUGGCAGCAUGACCAAUUAGCUUUAUUGUUGGUUUAGUGCGAUUAUAUUUUUUUCUUAUUUUUAAGUGUAUCACAUUGCACAAAAGUGUCAAAAUGUGUGAGCACUGAAAUGCACACGCACACACACAGAGCGCCGUGUUUACUGUGAAAUGUUAUAAAAAGUAAUUAACAAAAUUACAAGUGCUAUGCUCAGCAACAACGUGAAGAAAAAGUCCAACAAUAUAUGUGGCAAGUGAAAAACCGACAAAAGAUAGUGCAACAAAAAAGUGUAAUGUGAAAACCAAUUGAAAAGUUUUGUGCAAAAAAUUAAGUAACUAAAAAAUACAAGCUACACAGUGUAAAAAAUAACGCUAAAAGCAACAAAAAAGUGCAGCCAUUACUUACACUUCAACAUUAAAGUAUAUUCAUAUACAUAUAUGUACAUGCAAGCACCGUAUUUUGCAACUUUGUACGGCAACGUCAUCAAGAAGCUACAACAAGUAACAACAAACAGUACGUGCCAUUACAAGCACUGCCGCUAUAGUGCUAGUGCUAGAAGGCGACUGUGCCAUUGCAACUGUCCUCAGUUUAUGUGUGUGUGCAUGCCAAGUAAGGCGCUUGUGCAUGUUAGCGCUGCGCAUUUGUUGGUGUUGGUGCAGUGUAUGUGAAGCGAACAGUGCAGGAGCAGUGCAGUGAAUGUGCAUUCAAAAUGCUUAAAGGAUUAAAAGUUUUUACAUUUUUAUGGCUGACGCAUGCGGCGAGCACUUGGCUGAAUUUCACCGGCGUUCAAGCACAACCGUCAUCAUUAACCGAGAAAAUCCCAUUAGGUGCCAUAUUUGAGCAGGGCACCGAUGAGGUACAAUCCGCGUUUAAAUACGCAAUGCUCAAUCACAAUCUCAACGUAUCGUCACGCCGUUUCGAGCUGCAAGCAUACGUCGAUGUCAUCAAUACGGCGGAUGCAUUUAAAUUGUCACGCUUAAUAUGCAAUCAAUUUUCGCGUGGCGUUUAUUCCAUGUUGGGCGCCGUAUCACCGGAUUCAUUUGAUACAUUGCACUCGUACAGCAAUACGUUUCAAAUGCCAUUCGUGACACCAUGGUUUCCAGAGAAAGUGCUGACGCCCUCAUCCGGUUUCCUCGACUACGCCAUAAGUAUGCGCCCGGAUUAUCAUCAGGCGAUUAUCGAUACAAUACAAUUUUAUGGAUGGCGUAAAAUAAUUUAUCUCUACGAUUCACAUGAUGGACUUUUGCGACUGCAACAGAUUUACCAAGGGCUUAAACCCGGCAACGAGUCAUUUCAAGUGGAAAUGGUAAAGCGUAUUGCCAAUGUAACAAUGGCCAUCGACUUCCUGCAUACGCUCGAGGAUUUGGGACGUUUCACCAACAAAUACAUUGUGCUUGAUUGCCCAACGGAAAUGGCCAAACAGAUACUCAUUCAACAUGUGCGCGAUAUAUCGCUCGGAAGAAGGACAUAUCACUAUUUGCUAAGCGGUUUGGUAAUGGACGAUCGUUGGGAGAGUGAAAUCAUCGAAUUCGGUGCCAUCAAUAUAACCGGAUUUCGUAUUGUUGACACUAAUCGUCGAUUCGUACGUGAUUUCUUUGACAGUUGGAAGCGCUUGGAUCCGGCUACGUCAAUUGGCGCCGGAAGGGAAUCAAUUUCGGCACAGGCUGCGCUCAUGUACGAUGCUGUUUUCGUGCUGGUCGAGGCUUUCAACAAAAUACUGCGCAAGAAACCCGAUCAAUUCCGCAACAACAUCCAGCGACGGGGUCAACAAACACUAAUGGCAGCGGCCUCCACAUCCCUCAACGGUACAAUGGGUAUGGCAGUUGGCGGCGGCGUUGGCGGCAUUGGCAAUGGAAUUGGUGGCAGCGGCGGUAGCGGUGGUGGUGGCGCUGGCAUUGGUAACGGCAACGGUGGUAAUGGUGGCGGUGGCACACCACGAGCGCUCGACUGCAACACAUCGAAAGGUUGGGUGAACCCGUGGGAACAUGGUGAUAAAAUUUCGCGCUAUUUGAGAAAGGUGGAAAUCGAAGGUCUCACAGGCGACAUUAAAUUUAACGACGACGGUCGACGGGUGAACUACACGCUGCACGUUGUCGAGAUGACUGUCAACAGCGCCAUGGUGAAAGUGGCUGAAUGGAGUGAUGACGCUGGCCUUCAACCGCUCUCCGCCAAGUACGUGCGGCUACGGCCACAUGUGGAAAUCGAAAAGAAUCGCACAUACAUCGUUACCACAUUGCUCGAAGAGCCGUACAUGAUGUUGAAGCGCCCCGGCAUUGGUGAGCAAUUGGAUGGCAAUGACCGCUUUGAGGGUUACUGCAAGGAUUUAGCCGAUUUAUUGGCCAAGAAGUUGGGCAUCAAUUAUGAAUUACGACUGGUCAAGGAUGGUACAUACGGUUCAGAGAAUCCCACCGUCCGCGGCGGCUGGGAUGGCAUGGUCGGUGAACUGGUACGACGUGAAGCGGAUAUUGCAAUCGCUGCCAUGACUAUUACCGCCGAGCGGGAGCGUGUCAUCGAUUUCAGCAAGCCAUUCAUGUCGUUGGGCAUUUCAAUAAUGAUUAAGAAACCAGUGAAGCAGACGCCUGGUGUAUUCAGUUUCAUGGAUCCAUUAUCGCAGGAAAUUUGGAUGAGUGUCAUCUUCAGCUACAUUGGUGUGAGCAUCGUACUGUUCUUUGUUUCCCGCUUUUCGCCGUACGAGUGGCGCAUUGUGCAGUAUCAGACAGAUUCUCAUGCACAUCACGAUCAAAUGGCUAAUCAACAGCCACCUGGCAUCAUCGGCGGUGUACCGGUGCCCGGUCCAAUGACCGGUGCGACUAGUGCCACGGCCAGCCCGGCAAAUAUUGGCGUAGUCAGUGCUGGUGGUGUGGCCGGAAGCGUUGGUCUCGGCUCAUCCGGCAACGUAGCGGUCAACGAGUUCAGCAUUUUGAAUUCAUUUUGGUUUGCCUUGGCCGCUUUUAUGCAACAGGGCUGCGACAUAUCACCGCGAUCCAUCUCCGGUCGCAUAGUUGGCGCCGCUUGGUGGUUUUUCACGCUCAUUCUAAUUUCAUCGUAUACAGCCAAUUUGGCAGCAUUUCUCACCGUCGAACGCAUGGUGACACCAAUCAAUUCGCCCGAAGACUUAGCUAUGCAAACGGAAGUGCAGUACGGUACACUCUUACAUGGCUCCACUUGGGACUUUUUCCGGAGAUCCCAAAUCGGCUUACAUAACAAGAUGUGGGAGUAUAUGAAUUCGCGGAAGCAUGUCUUUGUGAGCACAUACGAUGAAGGCAUACGUCGAGUGCGCACAUCAAAAGGCAAAUAUGCACUGCUGAUGGAAUCGCCAAAGAAUGAGUAUGUGAAUGCCAGGGAGCCCUGCGAUACGAUGAAAGUCGGACGUAAUCUGGAUACGAAAGGAUUUGGCAUAGCAACACCGAUUGGAUCGCCUUUGAGAGAUCCGAUUAAUUUGGCUGUGCUAUCGCUGAAGGAGAAUGGCGAACUGAUCAAAUUGCGCAAUAAGUGGUGGUAUGACAAAACUGAAUGCAACCUCAACAAGGACAAUCAGGAGACAUCACGCAGUGAAUUGUCAUUGAGUAAUGUGGCUGGUAUAUUUUAUAUAUUGAUUGGUGGUCUCUUGGUGGCUGUCUUUGUGGCUAUCAUUGAGUUCUGCUUUCGCAGCAAAGCGUCAGUACAGAAAGCGAACGGUUCCAUGCUGAGUUCAGCGUCCGGUGGUGGCUCACAUCAAAGGAAUUCCCUAACAGAUGCCAUGCAUUCUAAAGCGAAAUUGACUAUUCAAGCGAGCAGAGAAUAUGAUAAUGGACGUGUUGGGUACCUCAAUUGUGCCUCUUUGCAGUAUUAUCCAGCCGGACAAUUAAGUGCCGCAUCUGAGGCCGAAACAAUGCACAUGAAUGCGCACAGUCAGGUUUGACAUGAACAUGCGCAGGAAUCGCGCCUUUGACGUACACCCUGCGCACCAACAAUACGCCGCAUAAUGGCCAACAGCCGGCAGGAAACUGAAAAGAUACUGAGCAAUCAUGAUCAAAACGCAACAACAAUGCCCGGCAGCCAGAAUAGUACGCUCAUGCGAAAUCCCGAUGUAAAUCAUCCCUACGCCAAAUAAAUAUAUAUACUAACUUAAAUACACAUAACAUGGAGUAAGAAAAACAUACAUAUACUGAAACAACAUCUAAAAAAAUUAAACGUGUGAAAGUAUCAAAAAUAAAAAGUAAACAAAAUAAAUCAGGAGCGUAUAUAUAUUACUAAGAGUGAAAAGAAAUAAUAAAUGUGUUAUUAUAUAAGUAAAAAUACAUACGAAAUCAUACAUACAUACACAUAUACCCAACAGAUAUUGAGUUUGAAAUUGGUCGAGUGAUAACAAAAACUCUGCGCAGAGGCGCAGUUACAUACAUUACAUUAGAGAGAGAAGGAAUAGAACAUGGUAUUAAUUUCUGUGAUUUGAACAAAAAGUGUGCACUUACAAAAAAAUUUUAUUAGAUUUUUGUUUUAUUUUUUUUCCAACCAUAUUUAAUAUUUUAUAUACAGUCAAAGACAAAAGUUUAAAUACACCCAUAAAAUUUCAAUUUUUAUUUAAAUUAAAUGUUUUAACACAAAUGUAGUGAUGCAGUUUAUUUAUAGUAGAUAAUUAAUCAAUAAUUCAAUGCAAAAAAAAUUCAUUGUUACGCAGAAAAUGGUAAAUUCAUAAAAAAACGUAAAAUUACGCGGAACAAAAUUUUAAAUACAGUGCAUAGAGUUUCAUUUUCUGACUUAAACAAACGAAUAUAAAGGGAAUAAAAUAAACUACUACUACUACUACUUUUAGACGGCAUGACGUAGAUAGAACCAUAUUUUCUAUUUCCGAAGGCGCAAUAUAAGACUACUCCUUUUUGAGAGCUUCUUUCAAGGUUGUUUGCUAGUUGAAGACGCAUUAUAAAAGAUAAAUUAACAAUAUCCAAAUACACAAGUUCCAGUAAAUUGCACUUUAUUUUUUAAUAGCGCGUGAAGACACAAUUUCAAGUAGAAAAUUUCAAGGCGCAGUUGUACGUCUACGAGCGAUUCCAAUGAUUUUUUCAGAAUCUUUUAUCUAUUCCAACGUUUUCAAUUUUCAAACAUCUAAGCAUCGGACCGACAAUUAAUGAUGCAGAAGGCAAUGAUAAUUUGUUACCCUCAAGGUUUAAUAACAAAUAUUGUACAUCCAAUGGCGUUACGAUUAAAUUAGGUUUUUUGUAAAUACAGAAAAACUUGUCAUCAAAAAGUUUGAGUAUAAAUGUUUUGCAUUUAAACAAAGUUUUUUUAAUUUAAAGCUCCGCUAGAUUUCACUUGAGUAAUAGCUUGUAUAUUUACUAUACUACUAGGAGUGAGUACUACCGCAAUAGUAAUUAGGAAGGAGAACAUUCUGUUAGAACACAACUGGUCAAAAGACUGCAUUCACAUGUUUCCUCGAAUAAUUUAUGUGAACAUAUAUCAGCUUAUUUUUCUGUCGCUUGCCUGCAGUAAUGUUUGACCAUACGAAUGCUCUUAGAGUAGUUAGAGUUUGCCAAUUAUAAGAUACUAUCAUUAUUCGCAAAUGACAAUUCGGAAAAAAGGCAUCAUUCGAUACCAUCGAUAGUGGCAUCCACAGUUUUGCAGCUCUAUUCUACAGUCUACUUCCAGAUUUUUCCAUUUUUAUGCUCUCGCAACCUGUUGCACAGACUAUAAUAGUUUUGUUCACAUAACGGUUGUUUGUGUCACCAAGAAAUAUAAGAGUUAGAUAUGGGGUUAUAUAUACCAAAGUGAUCAGGAUGACGAGUGGAUUUGAAAUCCGGAUGUCUGUCCGUCCGUCUGUCCGUCUGUCCGUGCAAGCGAUAACUUGAGUAAAAAUUAAGAUAUCUUAAUGAAACUUGGAAUAUAUGUUCCUUGGCACCAUAGGAAGGUUGCUUUCGAAAAUGAGCAUAAUCGGACCACUGCCACGCCCACAAAAUGGCGAAAACCGAAAACACAUAAAGUGCCAUAACUAAGCCAUAAAUAAAGUUAUGGAAAUAAAAUUUGGUUUGAAAGAUCGUACUAUGAAGGGGCAUAUUUGGAUGUACUUUUUUAGGGGAAGUGGGCUUGGCCCCGCCCCCUACUAAGUUUUUUGUACAUAUCUCGCAAACCAAUAGAGCUAUAUAAACCAAACUUUCUGCAGUCGGUUUUUUUCGCGACUUCCUAAUGCAGUCCAAAAAUGAAAGAAAUCGGAUCAUAACCACACCCACCUCCCAUACAAAGGAUAUGUUGAAAAUUACUAAAACUGGGUUAACUCACUAACCAAAAACGUCAGAAACACAAAAUUUCGCAUAAGAAAUGGCAGAUGAAAGCUGCACUCAGAAUUUUUACAAAAUGGAAAAUGGGCGUGGCAUAGCCCACUUAUGGGUCAAAAACCAUAUCUCAGGAACUACUCGACCGAUUUCAAUGAAACUUGGUUUGUAAUAGUUUCCUUAAAUCCCAAUAAUAUGUUGUGAAAAUGGGCCAAAUCGCUUUACAACCACGCCUACUUCCUUUAUACCAGAACUUUGAAGACGAUCUGAAUCGUUUACUUUACAAUAUAUAAAGUAAGAACUAGUGAAGAUAUCGGUGCAGAACUUUGCACAAAUACUAUGUUAAUAGUGUGGCAGCCCCAGUCUAAAAAUCGCCGAAAUCGGACCAUAUGUUUUCAAGGCCCCAUAUAUCGAACAUGAGGACCUCGGUGCUUCGAACCUAAUAUUAGGGUUUCUAAAAAUCAAUGGACUUUAUAUAAUAUAUAUGAGGAAUAUGUGGGUCAAAUUGUGUAUUAUAUAAUAUUAAUUAAUUUAAAUAAAUAAAUUGCGAGAGUAUAAAAUGUUCGGUUACACCCGAACUUAGCCCUUCCUUACUUGUUUUUUUUUUAAAUCUGGUCUUUAAAAUUUUGUUAUUUAAUAGAAAAUGGCACAGAGUAAAUUCUAUGUAAUUUCAAAACCAAUCGAGAACUCACAAUUAUGAAAUUAUUUUCAAUGUUAUUUUAUAAUAAUUUUCAUCCUCUUCCACGCACAUUGUUUUGGUUCUCAUAGAAAUUAUUAUGGCAAGCAACUUUCCUUUGCUUUUUCCGAUUAAAAUAAAAACACAAUUUAAUUUAAAUUACUUGUAUAUGUAUGUAUGUGGCAAUUUUCACCAAUUAUAAUCAUUUGUAAACAAUUGUGAGGUCAGUAAGUCAUUGCAGCCUAAAGCUUCUACAAAUAGCAGUGACUAUAAAAGCACACCGCAUACAUACGAGUAAAUGCAAAUUAUUUCACCAACACACAUAACACACAUUUUACGGAGACUAAUUGAACUAAGUAAACUCAAUAAAAUAUUUUAUGUACAUACAAUACACAGACAUACGCACACAGGCAGUCAUUUAGAGGUAAAUUAUUAUAGGCUUGGUAGUAUUAGUAUUUAGUAGAUAUAAUCUAUUAAAUCAAAUGUGAAAGUAAAAUUAAAUAAUAAACAUGGAUAAACAAAGUAAACUAUAAGGUAAAUUGCUAAAGUAAAAUAGACACACACACACAUACACUGAAACAGCAACAUAAAGUCGAAUAACAAUGUAAUGAAAUCUUGUAGAAUUAUUUAAAUUUAAGCAGAGCUUUGGCUCAUAAGUUAAAGAGAAACCACAUAUACAACAAAAAAUACAAAAUACUGUAAAGGAAGCUAAAGGCAACUACGAAAACAAUAAAUUAAAUGCUGAAAGCAAGCAUUCAUAUAUGGUAGAACUAGAGAUAUAUGUGUGUGUUUGUAUGUGUGUAUAACAAACGGAAAGCGACAUAGCUGUAAAGAAACCUGAAUGUAACUAAUUGUAUGCCACAAAAAAAGUGGUAACAUUUUAACUUGCAACACAGCUGCAUUUAUGUAGAAACUCAAGCAUAUAUGUAUAUAUGUAUGUGUGUGUGAAUAUGCUGUGCACGAGCGUCAAAGCACUUACGCAUGUAAUGAUAUAUGUAUGCCAAGCGGACCGCUCAUUGCGAGUUCUUAAAGCAAAUUAUAAAAUCUCUAUAUACUGCUGGUAAACACACACAAAUGCACAGGCAUACAGUAAAUACAUAUUCCAGCAACAACAAUGCAGAUAUAUUAUAUGAUAUGUGUGUGUUAGUGCAUCUACAUCUACAUAUAAAUCGAAUAUGCAUAAGCAUAUUAAUAAAUAAUUAAGUUAACUCAACAACAAAGGUGAAAUACACUCAUGAACAAUACGCAUAUGUAAACAUGAAUACAUACAUAUAUGUAUACUUACGCAUAAAUUUAGGUUAAAUGAAAACUGCAAUUAAUUGCAUUGAAAUGACUGAUCACUAAACAUUUUUAAUUAUUAUAUGAAAAAACAAAAACAAAUGAAUAAAUAGAAAUGAAAUCGUAGUAAUAAGCAUUAAUAAAUACAUGUGUAUGUGAAUGCGAAAUCCUUGCUAAAGCAAGGAUAAAGUGAAACUUAAACAAAUGCAAAAACGAUACUUGCAUACAUACAUACAUACAACCUAACAUAUAGUUACCUAGGUACAUUGAAAUAAUAUUAACACACAUACAUUUCCUAUACUUGUUGGCUGCCAGAUAAUUUUUAGCGACAGUUGUUCGACUAUUAUUAUGCAAUAUAACCUACAAUGUUGUACAUAGUUUUUUGUAAAUGCAUACGUAUAUGUAUAUUAUUAAAUUUUAAUGAUUUUAUGCGCAUUUUUUUGUAGGCAAUUUACCCUGAUUUAUGCAAUUACCGUAAAUAAUUUAUUUCGAUUGAAAGCGUAUAUGAUGCGUUUAAAAGCUCAUUGAUCGACUUAACUGAUUUAUUCGCAAUGACCUCUUCAAUUUGUUCUUCCAUUUGUUCUGUCUUAUGAUAAUCAGAACUUAUAUAUUUGCUUCUAUAUCAUAAGCGUCAUAGUACAACCCCAUGAUGAACAGAUAUAUUGAAGUUUCGAUAUUUGCAGAACUAUUUAAGACAAAUUAUUUAUUGUUCAAACUUUUCUAUGAAUAUUCCAUUUCAUCAUGUGUUAUGUCCGAGUACUGCCAUUUAGAUAAGCUAACAAUUUUUUAAUAUGGCUCAGAUAUGAUUCCAUUAUGCUUCCUUAAAAAUUAUGCAGAAUAUAUCUAACUGCCCUUAAGAAAGCUUUUUAAAUUAUCUCUUAAACAAGAAUUUUUUUAUAUUAUAUGGAAAAACUCAUUUAUAACGGGUGAUUUUUUUGAGGUUAGGAUUUUCAUGCAUUAGUAUUUGACAGAUCACGUGGGAUUUCAGACAUGGUGUCAAAGAAAAAGAUGCUCAGUAUGCUUUGACAUUUCAUCAUGAAUAGACUUACUAACGAGCAACGCUUGCAAAUCAUUGAAUUUUAUUACCAAAAUCAGUGUUCGGUUCGAAAUUUUUUAUCGACAAAUUUUGUUCAGCGAUGAGGCUCAUUUCUGGUUGAAUGGCUACGUAAAUAAGCAAAAUUGCCGCAUUUGGGGUGAAGAGCAACCAGAAGCCGUUCAAGAACUGCCCAUGCAUCCCGAAAAAUGCACUGUUUGGUGUGGUUUGUACGCUGGUGGAAUCAUUGGACCGUAUUUUUUCAAAGAUGCUGUUGGACGCAACGUUACGGUGAAUGGCGAUCGCUAUCGUUCGAUGCUAACAAACUUUUUGUUGCCAAAAAUGGAAGAACUGAACUUGGUUGACAUGUGGUUUCAACAAGAUGGCGCUACAUGCCACACAGCUCGCGAUUCUAUGGCCAUUUUGAGGGAAAACUUCGGAGAACAAUUCAUCUCAAGAAAUGGACCCGUAAGUUGGCCACCAAGAUCAUGCGAUUUAACGCCUUUAGACUAUUUUUUGUGGGGCUACGUCAAGUCUAAAGUCUACAGAAAUAAGCCAGCAACUAUUCCAGCUUUGGAAGACAACAUUUCCGAAGAAAUUCGGGCUAUUCCGGCCGAAAUGCUCGAAAAAGUUGCCCAAAAUUGGACUUUCCGAAUGGACCACCUAAGACGCAGCCGCGGUCAACAUUUAAAUGAAAUUAUCUUCAAAAAGUAAAUGUCAUGAACCAAUCUAACGUUUCAAAUAAAGAACCGAUGAGAUUUUGCAAAUUUUAUGCGUUUUUUUUUUUAAAAAAGUUA
Molecule: messenger RNA, 10544 nt
Organism: Zeugodacus cucurbitae (melon fly)
Lineage: Eukaryota; Metazoa; Arthropoda; Insecta; Diptera; Tephritidae
Gene: GluRIB
Product: glutamate receptor 1
Exons: 16
Coding region: 1228-4419 (1063 amino acids)
Biological process (GO): synaptic transmission, glutamatergic; modulation of chemical synaptic transmission
Cellular component (GO): postsynaptic membrane; plasma membrane
Molecular function (GO): transmitter-gated monoatomic ion channel activity involved in regulation of postsynaptic membrane potential; glutamate-gated receptor activity
Source: RefSeq, a predicted model, not a curated record